Molecule: messenger RNA, 820 nt
Organism: Strigops habroptila (Kakapo)
Lineage: Eukaryota; Metazoa; Chordata; Aves; Psittaciformes; Psittacidae
Gene: SPCS3
Product: signal peptidase complex subunit 3
Exons: 5
Coding region: 200-742 (180 amino acids)
Biological process (GO): protein targeting to ER
Cellular component (GO): membrane; signal peptidase complex
Source: RefSeq, a predicted model, not a curated record
GGGCUCUGGGCGAGGCCGCCCCAUCGCGCCGGCCGCGCACCCCCGUUCCUCCGCGGCCCCAGCGAAGGCGCCGCCGCCCGCUUCCUGCCGCGCCCCAGCAGCGCCGCCGGGUCCGCCGCUGCUUCCCCCCGCGCCUCCCUCCGAGCAGCGGCUGGAACCUGGGAGCCUGCGCGGCGCGGCGGCCAGGCCGAGCGAGGAGAUGAACACGGUGCUGUCCCGGGCCAACUCGCUCUUCGCCUUCUCUUUGAGCGUGAUGGCGGCGCUCACCUUCGGCUGCUUCAUCACCACCGUCUUCAAGGAACGCAGCGUACCCGUCAGCAUCGCUGUCUCCCGGGUCACGCUAAAAAAUCUAGAAGAUUUCACCGGACCUAGAGAAAGAAGCGAUCUGGGAUUUGUCACGUUUGACAUUACUGCAGAUCUGCAGAGUAUAUUUGACUGGAAUGUUAAACAAUUGUUUCUAUAUUUGUCUGCAGAAUAUUCAACAAAAAACAAUGCUCUAAAUCAAGUGGUGCUUUGGGACAAGGUCAUGUUGAGAGGAGAUAAUCCAAAGCUGUUCUUAAAAGAUAUGAAGUCAAAGUACUUUUUUUUUGAUGAUGGAAAUGGUCUCAAGGGAAACAGGAACGUCACUUUGACUCUCUCCUGGAAUGUUGUACCAAAUGCUGGCAUUCUACCUCUUGUAACAGGAUCAGGACAUGUGUCUGUACCUUUCCCAGAUACCUAUGAAACAACAAAAAGUUAUUAAAUUAUAGUACUGAAUCCUAAGCAAGAUAUUUUUAUAAUUGUAUAUUAUGAAUAAAUUUUAUUGCAGUUUCUUCUCAUA